AUGUCUUACUUCGGUUUUGACAAUCCGAUCGAUCUAGAAAGCGAAAAACGCAAGUUUCUCGAGAGCGGAGGGCAGGGGUCGAGGGAGGACAUCGCGGUGUAUACAUGGGGUGAACAGGGCUAUGACGGUCUUGGAGACGAGCUACACGAGGGCGGCGAUGAGUUGAACGACGAGACAUUUGGCGGAGUGGGGGAGGUUGGCAAGGACUUCGACUUCUCGCACACUGUCUUGCCCUCGGAUGACCUGCCCCAAGCUGCCCCUUCUCGCGCUCAGCAGGCGAGGCCUCAGGUCUAUGAGCAGCCGCCGUCUCAACCAGUCCAGUCGUCCGCAGCUUCUCGUCCGACGCAUUCGCUGGAAUCCGUAUGGGACGACAAGUCUCCGUUCUCCGUCCUCGGGCGCAUGAAUGGGGCUAGCAGGUCGACAGAGCCACACCAUCCCUCGCACACGCCGUCGCCGUCGCAGUCAUUCAAGUUCUCUCCUUUCAGUGCGACGAGCAAUGAGCCUCUGCCCGCGGGUCAGCCCCUGGGCGGGAUCAGCAGCGGCCUAUCGAAGGGUGCCUAUACACUCGAGGAGGUAGAGGCGGAGAUGCGCGCUCAGGCUGCGCUGCAACACCAACAGCAGCAGCAGCAGCAGAUCGCCCAGCCCACCUCGCUCACCCAUACCCAGAUGCGAGCCCAGAUCCCGCGUCAGGGUACGCCUCAGCACGCUGCGUCGCCACCCCCGCGUAUGCAUCCGCACUCCCAAUCGCCCCGCUUCCACCAGCAGCAGCAGCAGCACCAGAUACACCUCAUGCACGUCCAGCAGCAGCAACAGGAGCGCCAGCUCCUUGAUCUCGCGCGGCACCGCGAACGGCAGAAGCUGCUCCAGGAGCAACAACUGCUUCAGCAACAGCAGCAACAGCAGAUCAUGGAGCAGCUGCGUCUCGAGGAGAUCGAACGCGCGCGGCAGAUCCGUCUGCAGCAGAUGCAAUCCGCGAACCAUAUGCACAGCCCGCUGCUUCACCAGCGGCAGAGCCCAGCGUUGUCUGAAAGACACCCGCGCUCCGUCGGUCGCCAGUCCCCUGCCAUUAUGGGUGGCGUAGGCGCACUUGGAGGCGCGCCGCUGGAGGUGCCCUUGCAGCAGAGCCUGGCGUACAUGCCACACGAUAUUCAGCUGCAGCAGCGUCUCCUCGCGGAGAUGGCGCAGGCGGAGUUCUUGAAUAGCAUGCAGGGCGGACCGCAGAGCGAGCGCGAGAUACGGGAGGAGCGCGAGUUGCAGGAGAUGUUGCGUGCAGAAGCUAUGCGCAAGAUUAUGGAGGCAGAACGAAGCGAUCAGAAGCGCAGGCGAAAGCAAGGGAAGAUCCAGCAUAUGUCGCGCUACAAUGAUCUGAUGACACAGUCAGACAAGGAUUUCAUUACGCGCAUACAGGUCUCGCAGCUCGUCACGCAGGAUCCAUACGCGGACGACUUCUACGCACAGGUCUACGGAGCCAUCAUACGCUCGCGCAUGGGUAUACAAACCCAGGACGAUCGCAUCCUCAAGUUUGGCUCUGGUGCAGGCGUUGGUCUUGGGCCCGGUCAGAAGGGCUCUGGACGUCGGCCAAGCGCGAUGCAGCGUAUGGAGGCUCAGGUGGAGCGCAUUGUCAACAACGCGAAAAUGAGGGAGAAGGAGAAGAUUUCUCUGAACAGCCUCCAAGGCGCGUUGGGUAAGACGUCCGGUCGCAGCUACAAGGCUGCUCCUCGUCAGCUCCUCCAGGUCGAUGCAUCCUCACCCUCGCCGUCGCCCGCACAUGCACACAUCUCCAAAGUGGAUGAAGAACCGCGUAAGGAUGGAAUGAGCGCCGCACACGAAGCUGCCAAGAUCGGACAUCAGGCCUUGGGAGGCGCUGCGAAUAGCGAAGGUGUCAUUGCCAAAGAUCCUCUGAAGCACCGAGAGGCUCUCAUGAUCCUAGAGCGCCUGUAUGACCUUGUGCUAGACAUAGAACAGCUGCGCCGCGACCAACCGUUACCAGAGGACGGCUUUGAAGCUCAGGAUGCAUGGGAGGUUGAGCUAGAUGCCCGUGUUCAGCAGUUAUUGACUGGUCUUCGUUUGCACGUCUACCUUGAGACUAGCGUUCCACACCCAUUCAUCUCCCUUCUCAUGCCUAUCAAGGGCAAGAGGCUACUCCCGCGCGUCGUGCGCCACCUUCCUUCAGAGCGCAUUCUCACCAUGCUCACGCUCAUCAUCGCGUGCUUCCACCAAGUGGACGUCGUCGUGAACUCUCCGAAGCUCGACACGCUGGAGGAGUCCAAAGAACGCGCGGAGGUCGAGCAGCAUUCGGAGGUCUUCCUGUCUAGCCUCGUGCAGAGUGUGCUGCCCGCUAUCGGCAAGUUGGACCUGAGCAUGCUGACGGGACUGCUGGGCAUGUUGUUCAAGCAUAACGACGUCGCGGCGGUGGCAAGGACUCCCCCCGGAAUUGCCUUGCUCACCAUGUUCCUAAGCCGAGUGCAGAACAUCAAGGAGGCCAUAGCGUCGGUGCCCAUGACUACUGCAGAACCUGAGUUGCCGGAUCCAAUAGAUGAACGGCGAUGGCAAGAGGUCUUCGAUGAACUGUUCAACGUGCUUGCGCCAGGUCUGCUGCUCCUCUUCCCUUCCAUCCGUAUCUCCAAAAACAGCGGCGGGAGCGUACCUUACGGAAAGGUCCCUGGUACCGACGACAUGGACCAGCCAAUAUGGCAAUUCCUCGCAGCGAUGGCGGUCCACUCGUCCAUGGAGCAACAACAGUACCUCGUGACGGCGCUGCGCGAGCUAGUGCUCGAGAACGUCAGUUCCGUACGGCGAGGCUUCCUCGCCAGCGAAGAGGAGCGAGAGAAGCGGAUGGGCAACGUCGACAUAUUUAUGCGCGCUCUGGGUCUCGAUAGCUCUCAAAUCGCUGUGUAA
Messenger RNA from Rhodofomes roseus, 2898 nucleotides. RefSeq names its product topoisomerase II-associated protein PAT1. The record is from RefSeq and is a predicted model, not a curated record. Gene Ontology annotation, biological process: P-body assembly; deadenylation-dependent decapping of nuclear-transcribed mRNA. The coding region runs from base 1 to 2898 and encodes 965 amino acids. The transcript is spliced from 10 exons. Gene Ontology annotation, molecular function: RNA binding. Gene Ontology annotation, cellular component: P-body. NCBI's taxonomy places the organism in Eukaryota, Fungi, Basidiomycota, Agaricomycetes, Polyporales, Fomitopsidaceae.